AUGUCAAGUCACUGCGGUCUGUGGUCAACCCGGAUGUGUGCAAGAUCCGGAACAUUGGCAUCAUGGCCCACAUCGACGCGGGAAAGACCACCACCACGGAGAGGAUGCUUUACUACUCUGGCUAUACCAGAGCACUGGGAGAUGUGGACGACGGAGACACAGUGACCGACUUCAUGGCUCAAGAGCGCGAGCGUGGAAUCACCAUCCAGUCGGCGGCAGUUACGUUUGACUGGAUAGGCCACAGAAUCAACCUGAUCGACACCCCAGGUCACGUGGACUUCACUCUGGAGGUAGAGCGGGCUCUUCGCGUUCUCGACGGGGCUGUGGCCGUGUUCGAUGCAUCUGCAGGCGUCGAGGCUCAGACUUUGACUGUGUGGAGGCAAGCUGAGAAGCAUCACAUCCCGUGUGUUUGUUUCCUCAACAAGAUGGACAAGCCUGCAGCCAACCUCAGUUUUUCCAUUGAGAGCAUCAGGCAGAAGUUAAAAGCCAACCCAGUCCUCCUUCAGAUUCCAGUCGGCACAGGCAAGAAUUUCUCCGGCGUAGUUGACCUGUUGACCAAUCAGAGGCUGGCGUGGAAGCUGAACGAGCGGGAGGACGACGGGCGCGUUUUUGAGGUCAAACCUGUCAGCGAGUGGAAGGAGCCGGAGCUGGUGCAGGAGGUCCGCCAGGCCAGAACCGCUUUAAUCGAGCAGGUUGCAGAUUUGGAUGAUGAGUUUGCGGAGGUGCUGCUGACAGACUUCGGUGACAAUUUUGAUGACGUUCCUUCAAUCAAACUCCAAGAGGCCCUGAGAAGGAUCACUUUGGAACGUAAAGGAGUCCCGGUGCUCUGCGGCAGCUCUUUACGCAAUAAAGGUGUUCAGCCUCUCAUGGACGCCAUCGCCGCCUUCCUGCCCGCCCCAGACGAGCGGCCCCAUGACCUGGUGCGCUGGUACAAGGACGACUUGUGCGCUCUGGCCUUUAAGGUUCUCCACGACAAGCAGCGCGGCCCUCUGGUCUUCCUCCGUAUCUACUCGGGGACGCUGAAAGCCCAGACGGCGCUCCACAACAUCAACAGGAACAGCACCGAGAGGAUGAGCAGACUUCUCGUGCCGUUUGCUGACCAGCACGUGGAAAUCCCCUCCUUGACGGCAGGAAACAUCGCUCUGACUGUCGGACUGAAGCAGACGGUAACAGGAGACACCAUCGUCUCAUCCAAAGCGUCGGCCGCCGCUGCCGCCCGCAGGUCACAGAAGGAGGGCAAGUCGGGAAAGGGGCGUGACCAACAAACCGACGUGGUCCUUUCAGGGGUGGAGGUCCCCGAUCCGGUCUUUUUCUGCACCAUUGAGCCACCCACCAUGUCCAAACAAGCCGACCUCGAGAACGCACUGAGCAACCUCCAGAGGGAAGAUCCCAGUCUGAAAGUCAGGAUUGACCCGGAUUCUGGACAGACUAUCUUGUGUGGGAUGGGGGAGCUGCACAUCGAGAUAAUCCACGAUCGCAUCCGGCGGGAAUACGGCAUCGAGACUCACCUGGGCCCUCUCCAGGUGGCGUACAGGGAGACUAUCCUCCACCAUGCCUCUGCUGCAGACACACUGGACCGCAUGGUAGGCGAGAAGAGACACGUGGUGACGGUGGAGGUGGUUGUCCAACCGGACGACAAGUCGCCUCAAGUGGCGUUUGCGGAAGAAGCCGCCGAGACUCUGUCUGCAAACGUGCGAGAGGCGGUGGAGAACGCCGUGCACAGCUCCUAUCUCCAAGGUCCGCUGCUGGGCUACCCUGUACAGGGCGUGUCCACCCUAAUCCAAAGCGUCAACACAGAACCAGGAACGUCCUUGGCCAUGGUCUCUGCCUGCGUGUGCCGCUGCACGCUGAAGGCCCUGAGGCUCGCCGGGGGACAGCUGCUGGAGCCCGUCAUGUCCCUGGAGGUGACAAUAGGGGAGGAACACCUCGGCACCGUGCUGGGCGACCUGGCCCAGAGACGAGGGACGGUCCGGGACGUCCAGAGUCGUCACGACGACAAGGUGCUGCUGGCCAGCGUGCCGUUGGCGGAGACAAGGGGUUAUUCCACCGUCCUGCGGACACUGACCUCAGGGAAGGCCACCUUCUCCUUGGAACUGGACACCUACGAGGCCAUGAGCCCACAGGACCAGAACAUACUCCUAAGACGCAUGUCUGGUGUGCUGUGACCACAUAAACUUCCACAGUCUUGAUCACGGUACUAUUCAUGAUUCCCUUGUACUCGUGAGGACAGUAGCUGGAAAAAAGCGGCUCGGCAGGAAUACCGCGCCUUAAAUGAUAAGAAAAUCUAUGUAGAGUAUUUCCACAUACUUGGUGAAUGCACGGUUGGUUGCUACUCACUCGACCAUGCGACAGCGGUGCAAGGACAGUCGGCUGUAGGCGUCGCUGAUGUCCGUCACGGUCUUGGCGCUCCACAGACGCUCCGCCACAGCGCUGGCCCGAGGCCUACAAAGGAUCAGGGUGGUCAUGUGAUCAAUUAUUUAAAUUUCAUCAUCAUGUAAAAUUUGAAAGUGGAUUGGUUUUGAAAGGGACAUUUCUUCAUAUUUUAAGAUCGCAAUAAACCUCUUCUUUGGUACUGAAGA
Messenger RNA from Nerophis lumbriciformis (worm pipefish), 2579 nucleotides. RefSeq names its product GTP dependent ribosome recycling factor mitochondrial 2 (gene gfm2). NCBI's taxonomy places the organism in Eukaryota, Metazoa, Chordata, Actinopteri, Syngnathiformes, Syngnathidae. Gene Ontology annotation, molecular function: GTPase activity; GTP binding. The record is from RefSeq and is a predicted model, not a curated record. Gene Ontology annotation, biological process: ribosome disassembly; mitochondrial translation. Gene Ontology annotation, cellular component: mitochondrion.